AAUCAAAAACCGAGUCCCCACCCGCUCCGAUUUCCCUCAUUUUCCACCAUUUCCUAAAUCCUAACCUUCCUUCUUGCCUGCCUGGAUUCCAUCAUUCUCCUCUCCUCUUCCCUUCCCCCAGAACUUUCUAGAAACCACCCUCUUCUUCUAUACUUCCUACACUAGAUUCCUUUCAUUUGUUUUUUGGCCGACAGGUCUGAAGAAACAUUUUUUUUCUUUUUCUUUUUACGGUUUGGAUCUGAAGCAAGCGGACGUUAUGGGUCCGUCUCCGGUUGAGCAAAGCGGUGAGACGACGGCGGGUGAGUCUCAGAGAUCUAUUCCGACGCCGUUUUUGACCAAAACGUAUCAGCUCGUGGAUGAUCCGGACGUUGACAAUUUGAUUUCGUGGAAUGAAGAUGGAACUGCAUUUAUUGUGUGGAAACCAGCGGAGUUCGCAACGGAGUUGCUUCCUAAAUACUUCAAGCACAAUAAUUUCUCUAGCUUCGUUCGACAGCUCAACACUUAUGGAUUCAGAAAAGUGGUGCCCGAUCGGUGGGAAUUUGCAAACGACUCCUUCCGCAGAGGUGAGAAACGACUUCUGCGUGAUAUUCAACGCCGGAAAAUGUCAGCAGCCGCGAAUUCGACACCGAUUCUUCCAAAUGCACAGGUGGUGACGCUCGCAGUGGCAUCGGCUCUGAAAGCCGUUUCUCCAACGAAUUCCGCAGACGAGCAAGUUUUGUCGUCCAACUCGUCGCCGGCCGCCACUGCCACCGCCGUGGUAUUACGUCCUACAACGUACACGACGACGCCGGAAAUUUUGGAGGAGAAUGACAGGUUGAGAAAAGAGAACGCGCAGCUGACUCAGGAAUUGAAUCGGUUGAGAGGUUUGUGUAAGAACGUAUGCAACUUGAUGUCCAAUUACGCCGUGGAAACGCCAACCGGUUCGCCGGAAGGACAGGUAUUAGAUUUGCUCCCAGGGCGGCAGGAUUCGGAGGAGCGCGAAUGCAGCGGCGCCGAAGCGGAAGGAGGCCACGGCGUUACUACGACAACACUAAGCCCGAGGCUGUUCGGCGUCUCGAUUGGCGCCAAGCGCAGUUCGGCGUCUCGAUUGGCGCCAAGCGCAUAAGGACAACAAGCGAGGACGAUGAAAGACAGCCGGUGAAAUGUGAGCCGCCGGAUUCUUCGUCAGACUUGACAAAGUGUGAAAUCUGGGAAAAAAGAAGAUUGCAAGACUAAUUGAGAUGUGAUCUAUCCUGUUGAGUAUUAGAGAUCCACUUUGAACCCCUCCCGCGCGGUGGCUCCGCCCUUUCUCAUGGCCUAGCCACCGUGACAGAUCUGUAAUUUCUGAGUUUAUCUUACUCUCCCUUGUAUUAAAAAUAAAAAAGUUGUGGCAAUACUGAUUUUGUAAACAGAGAUUCAUUGA
Molecule: messenger RNA, 1402 nt
Organism: Ipomoea nil (Japanese morning glory)
Lineage: Eukaryota; Viridiplantae; Streptophyta; Magnoliopsida; Solanales; Convolvulaceae
Product: heat stress transcription factor B-2b-like
Exons: 2
Coding region: 257-1105 (282 amino acids)
Biological process (GO): regulation of transcription by RNA polymerase II
Cellular component (GO): nucleus
Molecular function (GO): RNA polymerase II cis-regulatory region sequence-specific DNA binding; DNA-binding transcription factor activity
Source: RefSeq, a predicted model, not a curated record